GGCCUGGGGAGCGCGGGCGCAGCGGCCCCGGGACCCCGCGGAAAACGGGACGCGUUGCGUCCUCUCGUCUUCAUCGGAGUUUCCUGAAGGAUUUUUCACACCUCAGGAGAGGAAGGAUGGAGGAAUCGUUAUCUACUUCAUAAUCAUACUGUACAUGUUUUUGGCCGUGUCCAUUGUGUGUGAUGAUUACUUCCUACCUUCCCUAGAGAUCAUCAGUGAAUGCCUUGGCCUCUCACAGGAUGUUGCUGGAGCAACUUUUAUGGCUGCUGGAAGCUCUGCUCCAGAGCUUGUCACUGCUUUUCUAGGAGCUUUCGUGACAAAGGGAGAUAUCGGGGUCAGCACCAUCCUUGGAUCAGCAAUAUAUAAUCUUCUUGGUAUUUCUGCAGCUUGUGGGCUGUUUUCCAGUGUGGUUUCGAGGCUGUCCUGUUGGCCGCUGUUCAGAGACUGUCUGGCAUACACCAUCAGUGCAGCAGCGGUCCUUGCGAUGAUAUCUGACAACAGAAUUUACUGGUAUGAAAGUGCAUCCCUAUUACUGAUAUAUGGGUGUUACAUUCUGGUACUAUGUUUUGACAUUAAAAUCAACCAAUACCUCAUGAAAAAGUUCAGUCCCUGCUGUACAUGUUUUACAAAAGCUAUGGAAGAGAAUGCAGAGCAGCAGCCACUGGUUGGAUGGAGGGAUGAGAGUGGACCUCUAAUUCGUCAACAGUCGAGAACAGACAGUGGAAUUUUUCAAGAUGAGCUGGACUACUCUCAACUUUCAACAAGCUUACAUGGGCUGGAUGAAAUAUCUGCAGAUCAUCCGAAUGUCUUCACCAUGCCUGAAGCAGAUAUGAAGAGAAUUUUGUGGGUGUUAUCCCUUCCUAUUAUCACACUACUCUAUUUAACUAUACCAGAUUGCAGAAGACAGUUUUGGAGGAACUGGUUCAUGGUGACAUUUUUAAUUUCAGCAGCAUGGAUUUCUGCAAUAACUUAUGUUCUUGUAUGGAUGGUAACAAUAGCAGGUGAAACGCUGGGAAUCCCAGAGUCAGUCAUGGGUCUCACAUUACUUGCAGCAGGAACAAGUGUACCAGACACAGUUGCAAGUGUGCUGGUUGCUCGAAAAGGAAAUGGAGACAUGGCUAUGUCUAACAUUGUAGGAUCCAAUGUAUUUGAUAUGCUCUGUUUGGGAAUACCCUGGUUUAUAAAAACUGCCUUCAUAAAUACAUCAGGACCCAUAGAAGUGAACAGCAGUGGUCUGACAUACACAGCCAUUUCUCUUAUCUGUUCUGUUGGUUUUAUUUUUCUGGCAGUUCACCUGAAUGGCUGGAAAAUAGAUAAAAAAUUGGGAACAAUUUGUCUUGUCCUGUACUUAGUAUUUACUGUAUUAUCAAUUUUAUAUGAACUUGGCAUCAUAGGAAACAAUCCUACAAGGGUCUGUGGUAACUAG
Molecule: messenger RNA, 1426 nt
Organism: Catharus ustulatus (Swainson's thrush)
Lineage: Eukaryota; Metazoa; Chordata; Aves; Passeriformes; Turdidae
Gene: SLC24A5
Product: solute carrier family 24 member 5
Exons: 9
Coding region: 155-1426 (423 amino acids)
Biological process (GO): calcium ion transmembrane transport; intracellular calcium ion homeostasis; melanocyte differentiation
Cellular component (GO): membrane
Molecular function (GO): calcium channel activity; calcium, potassium:sodium antiporter activity
Source: RefSeq, a predicted model, not a curated record